This is a messenger RNA of Schizophyllum commune H4-8, 1654 nucleotides long. Its product is annotated as galactose mutarotase-like protein. Gene Ontology annotation, molecular function: carbohydrate binding; aldose 1-epimerase activity. The coding region runs from base 28 to 1281 and encodes 417 amino acids. The record is from RefSeq and is a predicted model, not a curated record. Gene Ontology annotation, biological process: glucose metabolic process; beta-D-galactose catabolic process via UDP-galactose, Leloir pathway. NCBI's taxonomy places the organism in Eukaryota, Fungi, Basidiomycota, Agaricomycetes, Agaricales, Schizophyllaceae. The transcript has 8 exons.
CCCUCUUCUAGCUAACUACCCGCCACCAUGGCCGAAUUCACGCCCGUAACUCUGACCCUACCCUCGCUGGGGCCGUCGUUGGCGCUGGAGAUCAUCCCCUUCGGCCUCACCAUCCAUCGCAUCUUCGUGCAGGCGGAUGGGAAGACGCACGACAUCCUUGUUGGCCCAGAGAAACCUGAGGACCACAAGACGCGCCGGUACAUCAAUUCCGUCAUCGGGCGCUACACGAACCGCCUCCCGGUCAAGCCCCUCCAGUUCGAGCGUAAAGGCAUCAAGGGCGAGUUCACCCCGAUCCCGAAUGAAAGCCCCCGCGUUUCCCUCCACGGCGGCCCCAUAGGCUUCGGUGACGUCCCGUGGACGCAGCUCCCCGCCUCCUCCAAGCCUGCCCUCUUCUCCGCUGCCGAAGUCGCCGCCCUCGGCGCGCCCUCCGGCGCCUUCGCCUUCUUCGCACACGACUCCCCAGCCGGCGAUCAGAACUACCCCGGCGCGCUCCACCUCGAGGCCCUCGUCGCGCUCAUCCCGCCCGCCGCUGCCUCCUCAUCCCCCACCGCCGAGCAGCCCCUCGGCUCCGUGCUCCUCCUCUACCGCGCCAAGCUCGCGGACACGCCCACCCCGCUCGUCACGCCCGUCAACCUCACGCAGCACUGGGGCUUCAACCUCGACGCGUCGCUCGGCGAGCUCGACGUGCGCGGGCACAACCUGUUCCUCGCCGCGGACCACUUUGCGGAGCGCGACGCGGACGCGCUGGCGCUGGGGACGUUCGCGAGCGCGGCGGGGACGCCGCAUGCGCACACGGGCAAGCUCAUUGGCGAGGGGUACCCGCCUACGGGAUAUGACGACUACUACCUGUUCAAGAAGGAUGCGGUGGCGCCCAUUCCCUCGCAUAUCCCUGCGAGUGAGUUCACGCCCGAGAAGGACCUUGUAUCCUCGCUGGUCGGCGCAACGAGCCCGCAUUCGCCGUUGGCGAUCUUGAGCUCUGCGAAAUCGGGGCUCAAGGUCCGCUUGGACUCGAACCAACAUGGCACCAUGUUCUACUCCAAUUGCUGGAGCAACCCAGAGAAGUCCGGCACGCGCAAGAAGAUCCACGGAGGCUCGGGCGACGUGAACGCCGGGGACGGAUACCCGCCGCACACUGCCGUCUUUCUCGAGUUCCACCAUCCCCUCGCCUCCUUCCUGAUUCCGGAGAACAAGGACACGGACAUCGACACGCUGCUCACCACCGGCGAGCUGUACAACAACUACGUGCGGGCCGAGAUCAGCUACACGCCGGUCAAGGUGUGAGGUGCGCGCUCAAUGCUCGUGAUAUCACGAUCUACGCGCUGGUGGGGGGCGUGAAGGGCGUACGCGCGAGAAGAGGUGAAAGGGAAGUAGAUGAAAGAGAAUGAACCAUCGGAAGGAAUACAAUCCUGUCUGUAAUUCUUAUGUAUAUGUAAAUCUGGAUUUUCGUGUGUACGCGUGGACUAUGCAUAGGAGACGAUCUCGGGAUGGGGAUGGAGGAAGCUUAAGGGUAGGUUGAAAUACGUAUCACAAGCGGUAACGAACCGACGAAGCAAGGGAGUGUACAUCUUAUUCUGUCGCAGUGGUUGAUCAUGACGGAGUCAGGAAUGAAGAACACACAGUAUACAAUAGUGAGAGCACAUGAGAACGAUGCCCG